Molecule: messenger RNA, 1741 nt
Organism: Brassica napus (rape)
Lineage: Eukaryota; Viridiplantae; Streptophyta; Magnoliopsida; Brassicales; Brassicaceae
Product: probable polyol transporter 3
Exons: 2
Coding region: 82-1569 (495 amino acids)
Biological process (GO): transmembrane transport
Cellular component (GO): membrane
Molecular function (GO): carbohydrate:proton symporter activity
Source: RefSeq, a predicted model, not a curated record
ACAUAUCAAUACUCCAAGCUACUGGAACAUUUAACCUAAGAAAAAACGUAACAAAAAAAGAGAGGAGAAAAAAGACUCACCAUGGUUCACGCUGGUGGUCAUAAUUCACCCGGGUCGAAUCCAAACCCAACCCAUAUGAACAAAUUCGCUUUCGGGUGUGCUGUCGUUGCUUCCAUCAUUUCAAUCAUCUUCGGAUAUGAUACGGGAGUUAUGAGCGGCGCACGGAUAUUUAUACAAGAUGAUCUGAAAAUAAACGAUAAUCAGGUAGAAGUUUUGAUGGGCAUCCUGAAUCUCUGUGCUCUCGUUGGAUCUUUAACGGCGGGAAAAACAUCUGACGUCAUCGGUCGGCGUUACACCAUUGCUCUCUCCUCCGUGAUAUUCUUAGUUGGAUCGGUUGUUAUGGGUUACGGUCCAAACUACGCCGUUUUAAUGGUAGGAAGAUGUAUAGCUGGAGUGGGUGUAGGGUUUGCUCUAAUGAUAGCUCCGGUCUACUCAGCCGAGAUAGCCUCUGCUUCACACAGAGGCUUUCUCACUUCGCUCCCCGAGCUUUGUAUUAGUCUAGGGAUCUUAAUAGGCUAUGUCUCGAAUUACUGUUUCGGGAAACUGGCGUUGAAACUCGGCUGGAGAUUGAUGCUUGGACUUGCAGCGAUUCCUUCAAUGAUAUUAGCGUUUGGGAUUUUGAAAAUGCCUGAAUCUCCGAGGUGGCUUGUGAUGCAAGGUAGGUUAGAAGAGGCCAAGAAAAUCAUGGUUUUGAUAUCCAACACCGAAGAAGAAGCUGAAGAACGCUUCAGGGACAUUUUAGCCGCUGCAGAGAUAGAGGAAGAUGGAGCGGUUAAAGCGGUUGGCCGCGGUGUGUGGAGAGAGCUGGUGAUAAACCCUACACCCGCGGUGCGUUUGAUCUUGAUCGCGGCCGUGGGGAUACAUUUUUUCGAGCACGCGACUGGGAUCGAAGCCGUCGUUUUGUACAGCCCAAAGAUCUUCGAGAAAGCUGGAGUGACUUCAAAAGACAAGCUCUUACUAGCCACGGUCGGUGUAGGUUUAACCAAGGCUGUUUUUAUAGUAAUAGCGACUUUCUUGCUGGACAAGGUAGGUCGGAGAAAGCUUCUGCUGACGAGUACAGGCGGUAUGGUUUUUGCGUCGACCAGUUUAGCGAUUGGUCUCACGAUGGUUCACCGUUUCGGGCGGUUAGUGUGGGCCUUGAGGUUGAGCAUCGUCUCUGCGUACACGUUUGUAGCGUUUUUCUCGAUCGGGCUUGGGCCUAUAACGUGGGUGUACAGCUCUGAGAUAUUCCCGUUGAGACUUAGGGCUCAGGGAGCGAGCAUAGGCGUUGCGGUUAAUAGGAUCAUGAACGCAACGGUUUCUAUGAGUUUUCUGUCAAUAAUGAAGACGAUCACGAUGGGAGGUGUGUUCUUCAUGUUCGCUGGAAUCGCGGUUGUAGCGUGGUGGUUCUUCUUCUUUAUGUUGCCGGAGACGAAAGGAGUGCCAUUGGAAGAGAUUGAGAAACUUUUUGGUGGUGGAGCUUGCGACGGAUUAGAGAUUCAAGCAAAGAGAGUCGAUAAUAAGAUUUGAUUAGCAUUGUAGUAGUUAAGACUGAUUUGGCUUAUAUUUUCUUUGUCAACGUACGUCAUUUGGCAUAUAUACUAUAUAUAUACGGUGUGAUUUUGUAAGCAGGUAAAUCGCUCAAGACAAUCUUAUAUCGGAUCAUGAUAUAUAUCGCAUAAUUUCUUAUUGUUUGGGUUUA